Molecule: messenger RNA, 3836 nt
Organism: Tigriopus californicus
Lineage: Eukaryota; Metazoa; Arthropoda; Copepoda; Harpacticoida; Harpacticidae
Product: potassium voltage-gated channel protein Shaw-like
Exons: 8
Coding region: 887-3103 (738 amino acids)
Biological process (GO): potassium ion transmembrane transport; protein homooligomerization
Cellular component (GO): voltage-gated potassium channel complex; neuronal cell body membrane; dendrite membrane
Molecular function (GO): protein binding; delayed rectifier potassium channel activity
Source: RefSeq, a predicted model, not a curated record
GACUUAGCAUAGCAUCCUGGACAAGGACGGCCAGCUUUCAAAGGCCAAGAGACAAGGCCGUACUGAGUUGUGCAAAGGCCAGUAGUCGAUCCGGAAAUGCUUACGCGGAAUGAAAGACGCGUUGGGAUUCAGUGGUUGAAAAUUGUUCCCCGAACGAAGUGCAGCAACUCGUUGGAGUCACCGAUUGAUUAGCCUCGCAAUUUUCGUUUCGUUAUGUGUUGAUUAGUGAGUGUGAUUGCCCAUGGGCGGAGUUUGGUUGCGAUCGAUCGAGGAAAUGGGGUCGGGAGGGCAGGAUCGAAAUGUAAUUUCCGGCCUACCAGAACCCCCUGUGUGAUCCUCCCAUGAACCAUUAAUAUCAUCAGAUUGUUGUUGCUGUUGUUGUUGCUGUUGCUGCUGUUGGCAUCUUGGCCAGGUCCUGCGUGUUGAGAUGCGUUUGGGCGUUAAUGUCCGUGAUUCUAGUGUCAAGUCUAAACAAAUCAACUUGAACACGAGCCUCGUUCUCUCUCCAUGAGUUUCUCGUUGUAGUGCUCUACUAUGCUAUACUAAGUGAAGGUCAUGGUUAUGGCGUUUGUAAGACCUCGGUCUGUUCGCAGGUGUGGUGGAACAAUGAUAACGGCUUAAAUCCAGGCCAAGAUGAGUGACAUACAACCACUAUUAUCUCAAAGGCUGUCUCGGCAACGACCUUUUGUUCUGGCUCUGGUGUUCUACCCCGUUCUCAAUAACAUCCUUUGCGGUUGCUCCACAUCUCGGUGGCCUUUGAAGCCUUACGGUCUAUGAUCAAACACAUUCAAUCUUUUCUUGUCUCAGAGCCUUCUAAGAUUGGCCCCCGGAGAGACUGCUUCAUUAACCUGUUGGCGUUGGUGGUGUACGUGUUGGGUUGAUUAAGAUGGAUGUGGAGAACCGCUGCAUUCUGAAUUGUGGCGGCGUCCGCCAUGAGACCUACAAGGCCACACUGAAGAAGAUCCCGGCCACUCGGUUGUCGAGGCUCACCGAGAACCUCGGCAACUAUGACCCCGUGCUCAAUGAAUACUUUUUCGACCGCCAUCCGGGGGUGUUUGCCCAGAUCUUGAAUUAUUAUCGGACAGGGAAAUUGCAUUACCCCACGGACGUAUGCGGUCCACUCUUCGAAGAGGAAUUGGAAUACUGGGGACUCGACUCGAACCAAGUCGAGCCUUGCUGUUGGAUGACUUAUACUCAGCAUCGUGAUACCCAAGAGACCUUAACGGUACUCGACCGAUUGGAUCUGGAUUCGGAGAAGCCCACACAGGAAGAGACAGCCAAGAAGUUCGGCUUCGAAGACGACUACUUCUCAGGCAAUCUCAGUUGGUGGCAAAAGACCAAACCCAAAAUAUGGUCCAUGUUUGAUGAGCCCUAUUCCUCCUCAGCUGCUAAGGUUGUGGGCGUGAUAUCCGUGUUUUUCAUCGUGGUCUCCAUUGUGUCUUUUUGUUUGAAGACCCAUCCUGAUAUGCGGGUCCCUUUGAUUCGAAAUGUAACCGUGAUGACCACCAACAACACGUGGGCGUGGACUCUGGACAAAUACCAGACCAACCCGCAUGAAGCGUUCUUUUAUGUGGAAUGUAUCUGCAACGCAUGGUUCACGGUGGAGAUUAUCAUGCGAUUCAUCUCGUGUCCAAAUCGAUGGAUUUUCCUCAGAUCCAGUGUGAACAUCAUCGACUACGUGGCCACGUUAAGCUUCUACAUCGAUUACCUGCUACAAAUCCUGGCUUCCCAUCUGGAGAAUGCAGAUGUGCUCGAGUUCUUUUCGAUCAUCCGCAUCCUUCGUUUAUUCAAACUCACACGACAUUCGUCGGGACUGAAAAUUCUUAUUCAGACUUUUCGAGCCUCGGCCAAAGAAUUGAUGCUCCUGGUAUUCUUCCUCGUUUUAGGCAUUGUUAUCUUUGCCUCUUUGGUUUAUUACGCCGAGCGGAUCCAGGCCAACCCGCACAACGACUUCAAUUCCAUUCCUUUGGGCCUCUGGUGGGCCCUGGUAACUAUGACCACAGUGGGUUACGGGGACAUGGCUCCCAAGACCUACUUGGGUAUGUUUGUGGGUACUCUAUGUGCCUUGGGUGGAGUGUUGACCGUGGCCUUGCCCGUGCCGGUCAUUGUGUCCAACUUCGCCAUGUAUUAUUCUCACACUCAAGCCCGAGCCAAGCUCCCCAAGAAACGUCGACGCGUGGUCAACGUGGACUUGCCUCAAUCAGGCGGGGCCAAUCGAGGGCGCGGGGGCGGACCCAAAGGGGGCAAAUUGGCCGGGAAAAUGGGCAUGGGUUUGGCCGGCAUUCCCCUGAAUCCCAAUGGCUUUGGCAUCAACUCCAUGAUGGGAGGUUUACCCGGGACAGCGGGCGUUGGGCCACGGCCCAACAUGGGCAUUAUGGCUAUGAUGGCCACGGCUGUGUCUCAACCUGCGGCUAUCGCAGGCAUCCCAUCCAUUAUGACCUCCACGGCCCGGUCCAGCUCUUCCCUCAGCAAUGGUCAUGCUUCCAACGGAGUGAAAUCUCCGGCGGACAAUGUCGCCUCCGAAAACCGGAAGACGUCGUUGGGAUCGCGUGGCCCGUCACCAAGCUUAAGCGGGCUCUACGGUCGGCGGCCUUCGCCCGUUCUUCCCACUCCUCAAAUAUUGGAACCUUGGGAUCUGACCUCCCGUGACCGCGAGGUUCGUGAUGGUGUCAGUUUUGAUGCUAGCUGCACUACUACCAGUAGUAAUGGGGGUGGACCUCGUCUCAACCGAUUAGGGUCUGUGAGCCCUAACUGGACCAAAGACAACCGUUCCAAUUCUCUGUGCCAAAACCCCAGCCAUCCACCUCCCUUUUCACCCUCGUCCUUGAUGCCCGAGGGCUCACCUUCGGGCUCCAUCCGCUCAACUCGAUCUUCUUCCUUGACUGUUGCUCCUCUCCUCAAAAUCUCCGAAGUAUCCGUUCAAUCCGUUCAGACACCCACCACCAACACGAUCUCGACGUCUUCAAAUCCGUUUCCACCCCUUUCUUCCACCUUCAGCUUUGAUGUGCUUCCACCCGCUUAUUCCAAACCCAAUGAAGAUCUUAGUGACAGGGCGUCUCUGGGUGUGACCAGUUAUGAUUUCGGUGAGCGUACCUAUCUGUGACUAGCGUGCUCGUGGUGGAACCACUCCAAACGCAGUUGGAACACUGUCAUCAUUGUUCUGCUUCUCAGCUCUGCUUCUCAGCUCUGCUUCUCAGCUCUGGACCAUUCCAAGUGCCAAAAGCUCCACGCACUCUCAAGUGGGUCAAGCGGAUGAAUAGUCCAGAUUAAAUGGGGAAAACUCUUGAGUUUGAUAAGAUGAGAUGUAAAUUCCGGGGGACCAGAAAUUUCCCCUCCAGAGCGUUGUUGUGCGCAGAACUGGACCAAGGCCCGCAGUUUCUGGUCUAUUUCAAGGUUUUGAAAUGAAGCAAGAUCAACUGCUCCUUGGGUCUCCUUCAUCGCAUCGUUGAGCAAAGACAUUCAAAACCCAUGUCUUUUCUAGUCCUUGGUCGUAAUUGCACACCGUCACUAUUGUACACCAGCUGCAAUUUUUGCCAACAUUAUGGAUCAAGGCAGGGCGGAACGAAACGCCUUUUAUAAAAUGGCAGUAAAUCACUUGCCCCCUAUCUCUUAAUAUUCAUUUCGAUAGUGUAAAUGCAUGUGAUAACACGUUAUGCCUACGGUCCUUAUCAUUGUUAUGAUUAUUAUUAUCCAAAUUCUUAUGAUUAGUAUCAUCAUUAUUAUGAUUAUACAUUUUGAUCACCAUCUACGUAUAACUAUAAUCUCCAGUAAAAACUUUUCAUCUUUUUAUGAACACUAUCGACACCUCCCUAACUAAUUAUACAACUCCUUUCAAC